Molecule: messenger RNA, 1278 nt
Organism: Adineta ricciae
Lineage: Eukaryota; Metazoa; Rotifera; Eurotatoria; Adinetida; Adinetidae
Source: the annotation of a GenBank genome assembly
AUGAACACUCGGCUAAUUCGUGCUGUAUUGAUAAAAUCGGCGAAGAUUAUUACAAACUUAAAUUUAUUCCAAUCUAUUCCACCAUCAGUCAAUGAGCAUCAUCUUAAAAAUGAACGAAUUUCAACAAGAUUAUUUAUCCUUCUACUAGCUCUAUCGUUAGUAAUUCUUCUCUUAUACAAUUCAUUAAUUACUGUCAUCAAAACAGAUAGCAUUACAAAGCCUACUUUCGAGGAAUAUGAACAAUUAUAUGAAACACACCCUAUAACACUUACAUGUCCAUGUGAUACUAUCCUAAUUAGUUAUGAAACAAUUCUUAAUAUUAACUAUACAUUACAUCAAGUAUGCACUAGUUUUUUGACAAGUGAACAAUGGUUUAUGUACCUAUACAAUACGUCCAAUAAUAUAAGCAAUGGCUCUAUCAGUGAUUCUCGACAAUCAGUUCCAUUUCUAUUUCAAGCAUUAAGUGUCUUCUGUCAGUUAGCCAAUCGAACAAUCUCUGAUGGCUUGUUUCAGUUCCGAUUGAAUCAAUAUAUCAGUACAACCGUUACACCUGAGAACUUAUUUCAAUCACAAAUUCAAACAUUUAUUCGCCAAUUCAAUUCAUCAAUAACAAAGAAUUUUAUUCGUUCGCUUGAUCUAGUACAAAGUAUAACCCACACUAAUGUUUUAUAUUCCGCACGACAAACAAAUUAUAGAUUGUCUCUAUUAGAUAAUGCAACGCACGUUGGUUCAGUUCCUGUAAUGUACUCUGAAUGUGAUUGUUAUUCUUCAGCAAAAUGUACCGAACAGGUUUCAGUUUCUACUCCAGAUGCACAUGUUCUGUCCAACGUAUCCGGAUUAUAUCGUGGAUGCUAUACUAUUGAAGCACUUCUUCAAUCGACUCUUGAAUGUUUUUAUGAUCAAAUAUGUAUAAAUAAUCUUCGAUCAUAUUUAAAUAUUUCUUCAACAGUGAACAUGACAGCUCUUGAUUCAUCAUCAAAAACUAGAUACUCUGUCAAAUCAACAAUAAAAGAGCUGCUUGAUCAGCUAAUGAUUGAAGAAUGGAACCCGUCAUGGAGUUAUGAAAGCUAUUAUAAUGAAUGUCAACCGAUAGAGUGUACUUAUAUUCAUGAGACAAAGAAUGGUAUAGUUUAUAUUAUUACAGCAUUAUUUGGACUCGUUGGUGGUUUAAUCACUGUUUUGAAAAUUGUGGUGCCAAGACUAGUGAAAUUUAUUAGAUGGAUAAUUCGAAAAUGGAGAAAGAAAAUUACACCGCAGAUGUCGACUGUUGGAACAUGA